This is a messenger RNA of Fonsecaea nubica, 2118 nucleotides long. RefSeq lists its product as hypothetical. The transcript is spliced from 4 exons. Gene Ontology annotation, biological process: fungal-type cell wall biogenesis; carbohydrate catabolic process; regulation of translational initiation. The record is from RefSeq and is a predicted model, not a curated record. NCBI's taxonomy places the organism in Eukaryota, Fungi, Ascomycota, Eurotiomycetes, Chaetothyriales, Herpotrichiellaceae. Gene Ontology annotation, molecular function: mannan endo-1,6-alpha-mannosidase activity; ribosome binding; translation initiation factor activity. Gene Ontology annotation, cellular component: eukaryotic translation initiation factor 3 complex; cytoplasm. Bases 1 to 2118 code for a protein of 705 amino acids.
AUGAGGCUCCUGCCUCUGGCCCUUGUGCCUGGCGCACUCGCCAUUUCACUCGAUAUCAAUGAUCCCAGCAGUGUGACGUCGGCUGCCUCGUCAGUGGCAUUUGACAUGAUGACUUCCUACACUGGGAACCAAACGGGCCAAGUUCCCGGACUCUUACCUGGUGGUUUGAGCUGCGAUCCCAACAACCCGGCAAUCUAUUGUUGGUGGGAGGCUGGCGCAAUGUUUGGCUCGCUCAUCCACUAUUGGCAGUACACGAAUGACUCCUCGUAUAAUCCUGUGGUGGCACAGGCGCUGCAAUUCCAACGUGGACCUGACAACAACUUCAACCCACCUAACCAAUCGAAGAGUAUGGGUGUCGACGAUCAGGUUUUCUGGGCCUUUUCCGCCAUGGAUGCCGUUGAAGCAAACUUUCCAGAGUCCGAUGAAGAAGACGCCCCGUCGUGGUUGUCGCUGGCCCAGGCCGUCUUCAACUAUCAGAAGGCUUUGUGGGACACUAAUACUUGCGGUGGUGGCUUCCAUUGGCAGGUGUUCCAGUUCAACGCCGGGUGGAAUUUGAAGAACGCUGUAUCUAACGGAGGGAAUUUCCAACUCGCUGCACGACUCGCGUAUGUGACGGGCAACUCAAGCUAUGCCGACUGGGCGAACAUGGUCUAUGACUGGAUGGAAACCAGUGCACUGAUGCAAACGGAUCCAUCGAGCGGCGUUCUCUACAUUUGGGACAACACCGAUUCAAACAACAACUGUACGGAUCAGACCAGAUAUGUGUGGACCUAUAACUACGGCACCCUUCUCGUGGGCUCCGCAUACAUGUACAACUUGACGAAUGGUAGUUCCGUCUGGGAGGAUCGAGUCAACACCAUCUUAAACAGCACCUUCACAUUGUUCUUCCCCUCACAAUACGGGGGCAACAUCUUGUCUGAAAUUCAAUGUGAAUCGACUCUGGUGUGCGACCAGGAUCAAAAGAGCUUCAAGGCAUAUUUGGCGAGAUGGUUGGCUGUGACCAGUCUGCUCGUGCCGUCUACAGCCCCCCAGAUUAUUCCGAAACUCCAGGCCAGUGCGCAGGCAGCUGCAGGACAAUGCGACGGUGGUGCCAACGGUCGUGAGUGCGGCAUGCAGUGGUACACGAGCACUUGGGACGGCUCGACUGGCGUUGGACAGCAGAUGGCUGCAUUGUCCGUUAUUGGCAGUGUUUUGAACUCACAAGCUCUGAUGCCCAAGUCCACAAGGACGGGCGCGACCUCGAAGAGUGACCCGAACGCCGGGUCCACGGCACCAACCAAUCCUGCCGCCUUGCGUGAUAACAUCACGACGGGCGACAAGGCUGGGGCAGGAAUCCUCACCCUCCUCAUGGCAGCCCUUGUCAUUGGUGCAGCAGUUUGCCUCGACAAGAUGGGUUACGCCUUCGAUAAAUGCAAGGAGAGGCCUGCGCACAUUGACGAGAUCCUGAACGGCCUCAACCGCUAUAACCCUGAGACGACGACCACGUUCCAGGAAUACGUCAACCAGCAGUGCGAGGAAAAGUUCUUUGACGCAUACGCAAGUCUCGCUCUGCUCAAAUUAUACCAAUUCAAUCCUCAACUCCUCCACCCCGAGACUGCGACAAACAUCCUUGUCAAAGCGCUGACCGUCUUCCCCUCACCAUCUUUCUCCCUCUGUCUUGCGCUUCUCCCUCCCUCGACUAUCCCCUACAGCCCUGGCAACACCUCGAUCCCCACCACGGAUCUCACUGAAUCAAUACAAAAGCUCACCCGACUAAACACCCUGCUCGAGUCCGCUCAGUACGAGGCAUUCUGGUCUACGCUUGAGUCAGACGAUCUUUACUCAGACCUCUACGCCGACGUCGUUGGAUUUGAGGACUUGGUGAGAAUACGUAUCGCGGGAGAGGUGGGAAAGACGUUUCGACAAAUCGACCUCAGUGUAUUGAGCGGAUGGCUGGAUUUGAGAGGGGAUGCGUUGACAAAGUUUGCCCAAACAGCCUGCGGCUGGAGGGUCACUGGGCAACAGGUAGACAUUCCAGCGAACGCAGAAAACGAAGCCAAGAGUGAGACAAAGGGUGAAAGGGUCGGAGUGGAUAUGUUUGGCCGAGUGUUCAGGAGAGGCUAUGAGGCGCCCGCUUGA